GCGUCGCAUGAAGAGCCUCUCCGUGCUUGCAGCGCUGGCUGCCGCGUCCUUGGCGGCGACGCCCGACCCGACCUACUGCCCCAACAUCUUCUACCAGGCCGGCAACCUCAUCUUGCAGAGCCCCUUCCUCCUCUCGAAUGACGCGAGUGUCACCGCAGCAUGCCACUCGUGCAUUGCCAAGGUGGCGGCGCAGCAGACGUAUGCACCCUUGUGCUACGUCAUUGGCAUGCCCGGCUACGACCCAGCGUACUCGAUCGCGCAAGACUGCCACUGCCUCUCACUCGGGCUCACGGAAGCCUGCGCGCAAAUGUGCUUGCCCAACCCGAUAUGCUCGGCCAACUCGGUGCGCCCCGAGUGCACGGCGUGUGUCGCCAAGAACGCGCCGUCGACCUGCGACCGCAACGCGUGGUCGCUCCCUUGCUACGAGACGUGCCAGAGCCCGAGCUGCAUCACCGAGUGCAGCGCUGGGCCCCAGUGCCACCCGUCCGACGCUGUCUGCGCUGCUUGCGUCUCGCAGCAGUCGGCGUCGUGCAGCACCUCUGUGGCGAGCUACGGACGUCCAUGGAGCGCCGCGUGCACGGCCGGAUGCUACUCGAGCGCAUGCGCCAAGCAGUGCAACCGCGUCUGCGGUGACGGCUUCCUCACGGCAGACGAGCAAUGCGACGACGGCAACACCGAGCCAGGCGACGGGUGCGCGGCCAACUGCCAGAUCGAGCCCAACUUUGCGUGCACGGGAACAACGACGAGCACGUGCCACCUUGGAUCGUGCGGCGACGGCGUCCUCGAAGGCGCCGAGACGUGCGACGAUGGCAACCAUGACAGCGGCGACGGCUGUUCGUCGGCGUGCCAGGUUGAAGUCGGUGCGUCAUGCACCGGGACACCGUCGCGUUGCACGGCGGUCUGCGGCGACGGCGUGCGCGCCAGCGGCCUCGAAGGCUGCGACGACGGCAACCUGACGUCCGGCGACGGGUGCAGUGCCAACUGCGUCGUCGAAAAAGGCUACAGCUGCGCAGCCACUACUGCGCGCAAGUCGCAGUGUACACCGGUGUGCGGGGACGGCUACGUGCUCCCGGCCAUCGAGAGCUGUGACGACGGCAACACGGCGUCGUUCGACGGCUGCAGUAACGCCUGCCAAGUGGAAGCAGGCUACACCUGUUCUGCGGGCUCGUCCGGCGCGUCGACGUGCGCAGCCACCUGCGGCGACGGCGUCGUCGCCUUCCCCGUCGAGACGUGCGACGACGGCAACCACAUUUCGGGCGACGGCUGUUCGUAUUCGUGCGCUGCCGAAGAGGGCUUCAAGUGCACAGGUACCGCACCUUCGACGUGCGCUGCGGUCUGCGGCGACAGUCGGCUCGCGAGCACCGAAGCGUGCGACGACGGCAACACGCUCAGCGGCGACGGCUGCGACCCGAACUGUGCGAUCGAGACGGGCUGGGCCUGCUCGAACGUCGGCACGCCUAACUCGGUGUGCAAGCCGAUUUGCGGCGAUGACAUUGUCACUGGGUGGGAAGAAUGCGACAGUACCGCGCAAGGCUGUCUCAACUGCAAGCUCACGACGCCCGGCCCGUCCGUGUGCGGUAACGCGAUCCUCGAGUCGGGCGAGCGCUGCGACGACGGCAACGCCAAGUCCGGCGACGGCUGCACCGCGACGUGUACGAUCGAGCCGGGCUACGUGUGCAAAGGCACCAACUGCUACGGCGUCUGCGGCAACAGCAUCAAGACGUCCAGUGAAGGCUGUGACGACGGCAACACCAAGUCGGGGGACGGCUGCUCGGGCACGUGUGCGGUCGAGAGAGGCUACCAGUGCACGAUCAACAGCGCCGGCAAGUCGUCGUGUAGCCCUAUCUGCGGCGACGGCCGCGUGCUCUCGCCCGAGACGUGCGACGACGCCAACGCCGUGUCGGGUGACGGGUGCAGCAGCACGUGCAUUGUCGAAGCUGGCUUCCAAUGCCGAGCCAAUGCGAACGGCGUCUCGACCUGCACGCCGGUUUGCGGCGACGGGAUCAAAGUGGCCUCGGAAGCGUGCGACGACGGCAACACGAGGGCUGGCGACGGCUGUAGCGCUACGUGCACGAUCGAGCGCGGCUUUGGAUGCAGCGGUACCAAGCCUAGUGCGUGCGCAGCGACCUGCGGUGACGGUAUCGUCGCUGGCUCCGAGGCCUGCGACGUGGGCAACACGGCGGGCACAGCGGGGUGCUCGAGCAAGUGCCAACUGGUGCCGGGCUUCCAGUGCUCUGGUAGUCCAUCCGUGUGCAGCCGCGGCGUUUCGUGCGGUGACGGCAUCGUGUCACCUGGCGAGCAGUGCGACGACGGCAACACCAAGUCGGGCGACGGGUGCAGCUACCGCUGCCGCACCGAAGCGCUGUAUACGUGCACGGGGUCAGCGCCGUCGACAUGCGCCAAGAGCAACUGCCCCAACGUCCGGCGCGACUGGGCCGCGCUCUCGGCUCAAGACAAGGCGACGUUCAUGACGUGCGUCGACCGCAUCUUCCAGAGUGGGUACUACCAAAAGCUCACGGGCAUCCACGUCUACUCGCCCAACGACCAGUACGCGCACCACACGAACGGCUUUGUGCAGUGGCACCGCAAGUGGCUGCUCAUGGUGCAGAACCUCAUGCGCUCCACGGGCGGCGUCUGCGCUUGCAUUGAUCUUCCGUACUGGGACUGGACGCGGGAUGCCGCCAAUAUGCAGUCGAAUGGCUGCCGCAACAAGCUCGAAUGCAACCCGGUCUUGCAAGAGUGGGGCGGCGGCGGCUCGACGCGAGGCACGUACAAGACGGUGCCAGUGUACAGCGACCCCGCGACGGGAUCGCCGUCCGGCGGGGCGACCGGCUACUGCGUCUUGAACGACAUUACGCGCAACUGGCGCGCCGGUAUGACGCUUGGCCGCUUCUCGACCGCGUACGACCCCAACUGCCCCGUGCUUCGUCGCGGCUGGGGCGACACGAGCGACCAGAGCGGGUACUACUCGGUGCCCAUGGCGACAACGUCCUUUCUGCGCCUCGCAUCGAACCUCGCGCGGGCUACGGCGUACCGGUCGUUCAUCCCGAUCGCCCUCGGCGACAUCCACGUCUUGCCACACGACAACAAUGGCGGGUUCAUGACCACAUUUAUCAGUCCGGCAGACCCGAUCUUUCUCUUGCACCAUGGCAACGUGGACCGCGUGUACGCGCUCUGGGAAGCCUGCCACGGAUGCACGAGCCCGUCGCCGACCACGCGGACGGUCGAAGGCACAUGCUAUGUCGGGAGCAAUAGCGGCGACGGCAUCAACGACGAAAUGAGCUUUCUCGUGUACGACGACGUCGGCGGCGGUCGGUACAACAUUGUGGCUGCCGACGUCGCGACCGACUUUGCAGAGUGGAUGCCGCAAGGGUUCCAUACACCUGGUGACAUGAUGGACACGAACUCGCUGGGCGAGUACGCGUACCGGUACGGCUCGAACGCGUUCGACGGGCAGCUCUGGGCAGCGAGCGGGUGCUCGACCAAGCAGCCGUCGGCCGUGCUCCUCGCGCACCACCCCAACUUUGUCGCGCUGCAAGCGACGGCUAAUACGACGUCGUCCGACAACGACGACGAUACGACCAAGUACCUCGACUGGGUCCAGAACUUGCUCGACAAAGUCCGCUCAUUUGUCUCAUCACUGCAGCAGUCCAACCUCUUUAGCCUUCCGUUUGCCCAAGGCUUUCUCGGGCAUUUGGCGUCGCUCGACAUGUACAUCGUCGACGUCGCUGCCACGUGCGAGUGCAUGCACGUCAACAAGCUCCUUCUCGGGCGGUCGGCGGCCGGCGACUACAGCGCGACGUGCCACGACCUCUCGCCCGCGUUCAAACGCCACUGGAACAAGACGUUUAGCGAGACGCGCAGCUGCUUCCAUCGGCUGCACAACUCGGACGAGGUCGACGUGCUCCAGCGCCAGUACUGCGACGUGAUUCUCAACCCCAACUUUGAGGCCGCGCUGCAGUCCUUCCUCGCCGAUGUCACGAGCGCGCUCGCGCCGUCGCUUCUCGAGAACCUCGCGAGCUACUUCAAGUAGACGCUAGUACAUUUGUUCGAUCGUUGGUUGAAGUCGGAACCACAUGUAUGUUAUUCGAUCCCCCGUCGUUUAGUGCAUUUCAGAGACUGCGUUGGCCUCGAGCAAGGAACAUUGUUUCUGCUUGUGAAGGAGUAUCGCUAUUUUCAUUUAAAUAGAUUGGG
This is a messenger RNA of Saprolegnia diclina VS20, 4194 nucleotides long. RefSeq lists its product as hypothetical. Gene Ontology annotation, molecular function: oxidoreductase activity. The transcript has 9 exons. NCBI's taxonomy places the organism in Eukaryota, Oomycota, Saprolegniomycetes, Saprolegniales, Saprolegniaceae. The record is from RefSeq and is a predicted model, not a curated record. The coding region runs from base 8 to 4033 and encodes 1341 amino acids.